Atta colombica is the source of this 777-nucleotide messenger RNA. RefSeq lists its product as uncharacterized. The transcript has 2 exons. Bases 20 to 346 code for a protein of 108 amino acids. NCBI's taxonomy places the organism in Eukaryota, Metazoa, Arthropoda, Insecta, Hymenoptera, Formicidae. The record is from RefSeq and is a predicted model, not a curated record.
CGCUGCGCAUCGAGCGAACAUGAUCGAGUUUCUGGUACUUUUCCUUGGUCUUUAUGGGGCGCUGGCGGCUCCUCAUGUGCCCCACGUGAGUCAUGAUCCUCAUCUGGACAAUAAUGCGGAAGUGAUCUACGGACAGCUUCCCGGUACCGAGAAUCUAAACGAAAAGGCACUUCCAAUAUCUCACUUAUUCGCCAUAGAGUCGUAUAAUCUGCCAGCCACAGAGAGGAAUAAUCUAGCGGAGAAAGCUCAAGUACAUCAACGACUUCCCGGGACGGCAAAUCUGACAGAAAAGCGAAUUCCUGAUAUCAUCCUGAAGAGAUUGUCGCAAAUGCUUGAUGUCAAAUAAAAAGAUGAAAAUCGGGAUCUAAGAUGUAAUACUUUAUUCGCGAUAAUAUUAAAAAUAUAUUUGAAUAUCGUCGCCAUUAAUAUUACAUAUAAAUUUUAUGAAUUUUUUUAUUAAAUGGGAUUAAAGAAGUGUAAAGCAGUCUACUGAUCGUAUAAUUUUUAGCAUCGUACUGAAAUUAAUAGGAUGAUUAAUCAUUUUGGAAAAUUUAUUAAUAAAUGGAUAAAUAAUUCAAAACAAUUUUAUUGAAAUAAUACUUCGUGUUAUACCUACAUUGCUUCAUCGAAGAUGUAUCUACAUUCAUAAUCAUCACAAUAAAUUAUUAUAUCAUGUAUUUAUUACAAAGUAAAUAAUUCUUACUACAUAACAAUGUAUUUAUAGAAAUGAUAAAACAAUUCGCGGAUAAAACCGCAGAAGUAAAUGUGCAAUUCAAA